AUGAUGGCCGAUGCAGCAACUAACAAUGGUGGCGCUUUGGCAACAGCUGCCGGGCAGCAGACUGCAUCGACGGUGGGCGGUGGUAGCGGUGGUGCUCUCGACCCCAACGUUAUCCCCCAGUGGAAGAAAGAAUUGAUCCAGCGGCGUAAGAAUCUGGCCAAAACGAUCGGUGCCGUCGCGACACAGGUGCAUGAUUCGGCGUCCACCGUGGCUGCGGCCAUUUCGGCAUCAUCGCCAGUCCAAACCCACCCGCGCACUCCCACCGGCGGCUUCCCCGUUGGUAGUCCAUUUUACGCCGGAACCGGAACGAAAGAUACCCUCUCCACAAACACAAGCUCCCCGCUCGAUGGUACAGUGCCGGACAGCGAAACGUUGCACCAUUCAUGCCAGGUGGAAAACGAGCACGAUAAGCACAGCCUCACGCAACUGCUGAAACCCAAUAAUGAUACGAUUCCACCUUCCGUUAAUGCUCAACGAGCAGUUUCGUCACCGACAGCGACGACGCCCGGAUCGUUCACCGGAGUUCAUUAUGGGGCAAAUGAACACCUGCAGCAGCAACACAACAACAACAACCACCACCACCACCAACAGCAACAUCACCAGCAGCCGCAUCGCGGUAGUGUUGGUGGUGGCGCACGAGCCACAGCAAGUGAAGCCGUAGUGGUGCAGCCGACAGCAAGUGGACCAUCGCCAACGUCGCUCCCGACGGCUAACGGAGCUCAUUCGCAUUCCAAUGCCGGUUCGGAACACAGCGGCAGUAGUGCUGCCAUCGUAACCGCAACGAACCGCACGGGCUCUGGCAAUAGUGGCGUGAUCGUCGAGCGUGAAAGUUCGUCCACCGUGUGUAACAGUGCCGUCGUGGUGAGCAACAGUAGCAGCGGUAACAACAACAGUGGCAAGUCGGUAGUGCUCGGCGUGAACGGUCAAACGCAGCAGCAACAGCAACCCAACUCGAGGGACGGCGUCGCAGCAAGGAAGAUGGUCGCAGCCACGGCCGCGGAGGAGAUCGUCGUCGUCUACGAAAAGAACACGGUGCUCGGCGGUGGCCUGGAUGCGACCGGUGGUGGUGUGGUAGGAGGCGGUGGCGGCAUCGGUGCCAUCGGUGAUGCCGGUGAGGAGCUGAAGUACGGGCCCGGGAUCGUGUCACGGUUGCGCUGCCGCUAUCUCAGCCUGGCCCUGCGCCAGUCCGUCACCAAACAGCGUCCGUCGCUUAACAGUAUGCGCCGUGCGACCAGCCUCAACAACCUGCUGGACGAAGAGAGUGAAGAUCUGAGCGAACGCGAACAAUCGAUCGGUAGUGAGGGUACGGGCGGCGGUGGUGGUGUCGGUCAUCAGCAGAAGAAGUAUCAAACGCAGAAUUAUCACCAUUACCACCACCAACAGCAGCAGCAGCAGCAGCUGCCGCAACGCGAACACUAUAGCAACGGAAACGGCAACAAUCAUAACCAUAACCAUAACCAUCAUCAGCAGCAGCAGCAACAGCUUCAUCCAACGGUAGUUCUGCAGCCACCUUACCAGAAGCAGCAACACCAUUUCGCCCCAAAACAACAGCCGUGGAUUCAGCAGCAGCAACAUAAGGAGGACGAUCAGCAGCAGCAGCAGCAGGGUGGUGGAGUGGUCAAGACGGCACAGUUUCUGCGCGGUGUGCAAAACAGUUAUGCGCGAGCGAGCCGCCAGGUGGAGAAGAAGAACGAGUACAAUCGCUACACCAAGCAUCAUCGUGGUGCUAGCGGUGCCGACGCGGUCCUGCUCAAGCGUGCUCGCUCAGUCGAGGCUCUGGUGCGCUACGAUCACAAGGCUUGGGAGCGGGACGGUACCAACCCAGUAGCACCAGCAAUAGCGACAGCACCAGCACCAGCGGCCCUUGCCGUGUCGUCCUCUGCCGAGGUGGGCAGCAAUGUGAUCAUACUGGACGAGAUCGCGCAGGCAACGACGACGGUGGCUGCGACAACCCCGGCUGGUACGGAGGUGCACGGCACAACCAACGGUAUUUCCAGUUCGGUCUCACCGACGGCGAUGCUGAUGAACGGCAAGGGUACCGCUGGUGGCCCGGGUGGCACACCGGAGUUGCCGCUGCUGGUCAGCGAUUGCGUGACGAUCGAGGAGAAGAUCAUCAACGGGCGCGAGAAGGGCGAUCCGAAGCCGAAGCGGCUGACCUCGAUCAUCGAUGCUGACGAACGGCCACCGCCCGAUGUGGUCAAGCAGACGAUGAAGAUCUUCGAGGCGAAUGCGAACCGACGCGGUGGCCGUGGCGCGACCGGCACUAACAACGCCGGCAGCGAGGUAGCAACGAAGGUGGCCAGCUACCGUUCGAUCAUCAUCUCCGGUUCGGCAACGGCCGGUGCGCAAACAGCGGCUGCUGCCGUUUCUGCCGCGGUCGGACCGGGUGACAAACCGCCCAUCACCCAUCCGAAACCGCCACUAAGCCCCAAGAAGCCAAAUAUCAAGCCACGCACCGCUAGUCCGAAGCAGCAGCAGCAUCAGGCCACCUCAGCCAAACCGCCCCCGACACCGAAAUCGUUGGAGGCUGUCAACAACCUAAAGAACGCACCCGGCGCAACUGUCAAAAACAAUAACAAACCGCCACCGAUGGGUGGUGGCACGAUGGAAUCCACUCCACCGUCGCCACCGGCGAGAAGUAAACACACGACCGCAGCCGCACUCAACGGUAGUGUUGGUGUCGCACUCGCGAAGAACAUGCAAAGCAACGUCGGGGGCGCCGGUAGUGAUGGCGGAACCGCGACGGGUACGCAAUCCGACCCGACGGACGCGAAGACGAACGCACUCAAGAAUGGAAGUACGGUGCGCGAUCACCACAACUACGAAAACGGCACGACACAGACACCGCCAUCGACGAAGACGUCGACAUCGACAUCGGCGACGUUGCCUCCAGGGUCAGACGGUGGCCACCAACACAAGCACAGCAGCAAUACAGCACAGGAGGCAACGGCAGCAGUACCGACGGCAGCGGUGCUAGCGUCGUCAUCGCCGUCGGGAAUUUGCGAUUCGCCUUCUAUCCAGCAACUCACGAGCAAGCUUGGCAGUCUACAUCUGGCGACCUCUACGCCGACUGGAGCUGCGAACGGAACCGUCUCGUCGGUGCUGCACGAUCGACGUAACCUCGAGUACGUUACUAGUGACGAAGAGGAAGAGGACGACGACGACGACGACGUGGACGGUGAGAACGGUACCGGACGGCGCAACACAACAUCCUACACGGUCAAUCCGGAGUCGAGCGAGAGCGAAGACGCACGGGAUAAUCCGGCGGGCGGCAGCGAAAACGACGCGGACGACGACGAAGCGGAGGAGGAAGAGGACACCGACGGUGAGCAGCGCUCGGUGCGGAAGAUUUCGCGCACCGCAAUGGAGAACAUUGCCCGGGCCGGCACUACGACGCAGUUCCGUUUCAAUGGAGCUGUCAAAUCCUACCUUCCUGGGAGUGGAGGAGGUGGCGGCAGUGGUGUGCCAGCUCCCAGCACCAAACCACCCGCCCCGCCCAUACCGAAGUCUCGCGAAAGCCUCGCCGGAAAGGCUAACGGUGCUUCGUCGGCGGUACCGAUCGAGGUCAACGGGCGCCUACCGCCAGAGGGCGCUAGCGUAACCUCACCAAACAGUGCGAACAGUGGUGGAAAUAAUAAUCAACAUAGCAGUGGUAUUGUCGGUUCUAGUGCGGUACAGGUCGUCGCGAGUGGUGUUGGUGGUGGUGCCGAUUCUGCUGGAUCCGCGACGUCGGUCGCGCCAUCCCUGACGCGGCGCGAGAUCGAAAAGAAUCAAAUCAAUCGCGAAAAGAGUGGUGAACCCGCCGGUCCGGCGUCGUCCGGCCCGAACAGCAUUAACGGUAACGGUGUGGCCCCGCCGGCCAAUGCUGGACCCGGUACGACGACCGGCAGUGGUGUUGUGGGUGGUGUGCUAGUGGCCAGUGCGAAUAAUCCGAAUAAUGGCGGUGCGAGUGGUGUUGCGAAACAGACCACCGCCAACAACAGUAUCAGUGCGAUCCCUGACAGUACCACAUCGUUCGUGGCCAAAUGGGGUACGGGUGGGGUCGGUGGGGCAGGCGUGACGACGGUGGCCGCUGCUGGACAGUCGCCGCUGGCCGGGUUAGUGCCGGCACGCAAAAAGGUGAAACCACCGCCGAACCAUCAGCAGGACGGCACCAACACGAUGGUGUUUAACUUCAGCGACCGCAAGGACGUGCCGGACUACAUCGAGAACGAUGGUGUCAUCAUCCGGCCACGCCCGAGAGAACUGCCCAAGCCUGGCGAAUCCGGUUUCGUGGUGCUGGGUGACCUGACGCUAGAAACCUCGACCGAUCCGGACGAUGGGUUGCCUACCGGGCCACCAUCGCCGUGCAACGGUGAAUUUGCCAACGCCUACAUCGUGAUCAAUGGCAAAUCGAGCAUGAGAAACAAGACUAGUAGAAGUAAUAAGUUCAAAAUUCAGUUCGACGAUUCGCUUACUUCCACGUACGAGUAUCCGUCGGAGACGUCCUUGCUGGAUACGAACGGGUACGACGAUGCGGAUAACAGCACGGACACGAAUGGGGGCAGUGGAGGAGGAAUCGUCCCGCCAGCCUUCGCCGACAACGGGCUGCUUUCGCACACGAACAAACUCCUCUCCUCGGUGCCACUUGGUUCGGCCCCGUUCGCUAGUUAUACCCCAGUAAAAGCCGCCAUAGACACGACCUUCGAGCUGGGAGUGACCCGUACACCGUCCCCAUCGGCAGCCAGUACGACUAGCAGCACCGGCUCGAACGGAAGCCUUACCACCUCGAACAGCAGCAGCAGCAGCAGCAAUAGUCAUCAAUCCGCCACCGGCCACGGUAACAACGGUGAGCAGAAGCAGCAUACGUUGCCGCACACCGUACCGAACGGCCAUCAUCAUCACCCUCACCACAACCAUCAGGUCGACCGAUCGAACAACAACGGUCUGCACAGUAACGGCCAUAGCAGCAUUAACGGGCCAUCGGACACGAUCCUGAACGGCGGUACCGGCGAACCGCUGCUUAGCGGAACGGGCGAACCGGAAAGCAUUCAGUACCUUAAGCCCGCCUCGGACGAACAAACGGUCAACUGGAGCCAGGGCACACGUGUCACGGAUCUGCUGUUCUGA
This is a messenger RNA of Anopheles marshallii, 5109 nucleotides long. It is a transcript of the gene bif, whose product is annotated as mucin-19. The coding region runs from base 1 to 5109 and encodes 1702 amino acids. Gene Ontology annotation, molecular function: microtubule binding. The record is from RefSeq and is a predicted model, not a curated record. Gene Ontology annotation, biological process: neuronal signal transduction; chemotaxis. Gene Ontology annotation, cellular component: nuclear membrane; rough endoplasmic reticulum membrane. Lineage: Eukaryota; Metazoa; Arthropoda; Insecta; Diptera; Culicidae. The transcript is spliced from 5 exons.